Lotus japonicus is the source of this 3394-nucleotide messenger RNA. Its product is annotated as 1,4-alpha-glucan-branching enzyme 1, chloroplastic/amyloplastic. Gene Ontology annotation, molecular function: 1,4-alpha-glucan branching enzyme activity; hydrolase activity, hydrolyzing O-glycosyl compounds; cation binding. Bases 366 to 2960 code for a protein of 864 amino acids. The record is from RefSeq and is a predicted model, not a curated record. Gene Ontology annotation, biological process: glycogen biosynthetic process; starch metabolic process. Gene Ontology annotation, cellular component: cytoplasm. The transcript is spliced from 22 exons. NCBI's taxonomy places the organism in Eukaryota, Viridiplantae, Streptophyta, Magnoliopsida, Fabales, Fabaceae.
UAUUAGACAUUUUAGGGAGACAAUGAACGAUCAGAAUUUGAGAAGCGAGCCCAAGUGGGUCCCAUAAUACCAAUCACCAUGCUAUUCUGUUCUGAAUCUCUGCUCACACGUAUCAGCACACCACUUGCAGAUUCAGUGUCACUCCACCCAGAUAGCGCCACACUUCACCGUACACGAAUUACUAAUUUCCUCUCAUUUGCAAGUUCAAUUUGCUGUCAUCACUCACGCUUCUCUCGCCUCCGUAAACUCUACACUACACUUCUUUCUUCUAGAGACUCGUUGUUGUAACCGCUGUGGAUCUGUAAAACCGUUUCAUCAUCUUCUUCGUCUUCUUCUGCUUCUGCUUGAAUCGCGAACCCUAAAAGAUGGUUUACACCGUCUCGGGAAUUCGAUUUCCCGUUGUUCCAUCGCUGCACAACAAGUCGAGCUUCCGCGGUGGCGAUCGGAGGAAUGCGGGGGCGGCACCGGUCUCCUUUUUUCUCAAAAAGGACUCGCGCUCUCGGACAGCCCUUGCUGUAAAAUUUUCCCAUGAUUCUGACUCCACAUCUUCGGCGAUUGCUGAAUCUGAUAAAGUACUUGUUCCUCAAGAUCUAGAUAAUUCUGCAUCCUUGACAGAUGAAGUUGAAACUCCUGAUAUAACCACCGAGGAUGUACAGUCUUUUCAGAACUUAGAGGAUUUAGCAACGGAAGAUGAGAAUACAUACACUCUUGACGAAGCAGCUAGCAGUUACAGUGAGGUUGACGAUGGGCAAGGUUCUGUUGUGUCAUCGCUUGUAGAUGUUAGCACCAGUGCCCAAACCAAGAAGGCAUCAGUUCAUUCAGACAUGAAAGUAAUAGAAAUUAAUGAAGUUAAACCUAGGAUCAUUCCUCCGCCUGGCAUAGGGCAGAAAAUAUAUGAGAUUGAUCCAUUUUUGCAAACUCACCGCGACCAUCUUGAUUUCCGUUAUGCACAAUACAAAAGAUUGCGUGAGGAAAUUGACAAGUAUGAAGGUGGUCUGGAUGCAUUUUCUCGUGGUUAUGAAAAAUUUGGCUUCGCACGCAGUGCUACAGGCAUAACUUACAGAGAGUGGGCACCUGGAGCUAAGUCAGCAGCAUUAGUUGGCGACUUCAAUAAUUGGAAUCCAAAUGCAGAUGUAAUGACCCGGAAUGAGUUUGGUGUGUGGGAGAUCUUCUUGCCAAACAAUGCAGAUGGUUCACCAGCAAUUCCUCAUGGUUCUCGAGUCAAGAUCCACAUGGAUACUCCCUCUGGGAUCAAGGAUUCAAUUUCUGCUUGGAUCAAGUUCUCUGUACAGGCUCCAGGUGAAAUCCCAUAUAAUGGAAUAUACUAUGAUCCCCCAGAGGAGGAAAAAUAUGUCUUCAGACAUCCCCAGCCAAAGAGACCAAAAUCACUGAGAAUAUAUGAGUCACACAUCGGAAUGAGUAGUCCGGAGCCAAAAAUUAACACAUAUGCCAAUUUUAGAGAUGAUGUACUGCCUCGCAUUAAAAAGCUUGGCUAUAAUGCUGUCCAAAUUAUGGCUAUCCAAGAACAUUCUUAUUAUGCUAGCUUUGGGUACCAUGUUACGAAUUUCUUUGCACCUAGCAGUCGGUUUGGAACUCCAGAAGACCUUAAGUCUCUGAUAGACAGAGCCCAUGAACUAGGUAUCAUCGUCCUGAUGGAUAUUGUACAUAGCCAUGCAUCAAAUAAUACAUUGGAUGGACUUAACAUGUUUGACGGAACUGAUGGUCAUUACUUCCAUUCUGGGUCACGGGGUUAUCAUUGGAUGUGGGAUUCUCGCCUUUUUAAUUAUGGAAGCUGGGAAGUCCUAAGGUAUCUGCUUUCAAAUGCAAGAUGGUGGCUGGAUGAAUACAAGUUUGAUGGGUUUCGAUUUGAUGGUGUCACAUCAAUGAUGUACACUCAUCAUGGAUUAGAGGUAUCUUUUACUGGAAAUUACAAUGAGUAUUUUGGUCUUGCAACUGACGUUGAUGCUGUAAAUUACCUGAUGCUGGUUAAUGAUCUCAUUCAUGGGCUCUUCCCUGAGGCUGUUACAAUUGGUGAAGAUGUCAGUGGAAUGCCAACAUUCUGCCUUCCUACACGAGAUGGUGGGGUUGGCUUUGACUAUCGCCUGCAGAUGGCCAUUGCAGACAAGUGGAUUGAGAUUCUCAAGAAGAGGGAUGAAGACUGGGAAAUGGGCGACAUAACCCACACACUCACCAACAGAAGGUGGCUGGAAAAAUGUGUGGCUUAUGCUGAAAGUCAUGACCAAGCCUUGGUUGGUGACAAGACAAUUGCAUUUUGGUUGAUGGACAAGGAUAUGUAUGAUUUUAUGGCUUUAGACAGACCAUCUACUCCUCUUGUAGAUCGUGGUAUAGCAUUACACAAAAUGAUUAGGCUUAUUACUAUGGGCCUCGGUGGUGAAGGGUAUUUGAACUUUAUGGGGAAUGAAUUCGGCCAUCCUGAAUGGAUUGAUUUUCCAAGGGGUGAGCAACGUCUUCCUAAUGGCUCAGUAAUUCCCGGGAAUAACAACAGUUAUGAUAAAUGCAGGCGUAGAUUUGACUUGGGGGAUGCAGAGUAUCUAAGAUAUCAUGGGUUGCAAGAAUUUGAUCGAGCUAUGCAGCAUCUAGAAGAAAGAUUUGGUUUCAUGACUUCUGAACACCAAUAUAUUUCACGGAAAAAUGAAGGUGACAAAGUUAUAGUCUUCGAAAGGGGCAACCUCGUCUUCGUCUUCAAUUUUCACUGGAACAACAGCUAUUAUGAUUACAGAAUUGGGUGUUUACACCCGGGCAAAUAUAAGAUUGCCUUGGAUUCAGAUGAUCCCUCGUUUGGUGGCUUCAAUAGGCUCAAUCACGCUGCUGAGUACUUCACCACUGAUGGAUGGUAUGAUGACCGACCUCGAUCUUUUCUAGUCUAUGCACCUUCUAGAACAGCAGUGGUGUAUGCCCUUGCAGAUGGCAUUGAACUAGAGCCAGAAGUUGAACCUUGAUGAGAAGUUUGUCGGAUAAAUGAGACAAACCAUGGCAUAGAUGCAGUAAAAUCAAACUAGCCAACUGAAGUCCUAGUGUUUUACUGACACUGAAACAGCAAAUCAGAAUUCAAGCAGGAGCGCUAGUUAAUCUUAGUGAGGCGGCAGACUAACGUAGAAAUGUUGUGCAUGAUGCGCCUUGCUAGUUAUGUAAUGUAUAGCAGCAGCACACUAAUCCUUCUGGAUUUCAUAUUUUGUGGUUUAGUGUUUAAGUUGCAUCGCGUUUGAGGAAUGUGAAUAAACAAAACUACAGUCCAGGAACGUCAGGUUCGCUGAACCUGUAUGCAGUCUAUCAAUUUUCGUUGGUGCACACAAAUAUUUAGAAACACUCGAGGGUACCUUGGGAAAAAUAUUGUGGUAGGCCUUUCUAUAUGAUGUCCUUUUCGGGUUCAAAA